GCGACAGCAAGGGAGGCUGCGGCUGCGGAGGCGGCAGCUGCAGACCGAGGUAGCGGCUGUGGACGGAGGUGGCAGUGGCGGCGGCAGCGGCGGCGGAUCAUUUGCAGUGACCCAGACAGACUCGCAGCUCGGAUAACCCGCAGUCCGUGUAGUCCGUAAGGCAGUUGGACUUCCAGGCAUUCUUGAACAUGUCGGCAUCGAUCACCGAAUGUCUAGAGCUUCAGCUGCUAGAGAUAGAAAUGUUGUUUUCAAUGUUUCCGAACAAAGGAGAAGUCUGUCUCGAGGAUCCCAAUUCCUUAAGGCGAGUGAGGUCCUACUUGAAAAAUCCCAGUGGACCCCUGCCCCCCAGAAUUGGGUUUGUAAUUAUGGUCUAUCCGGACUACCAGGGGGACGUGGAAUUGCAGGUCGCCUUUCCUCACAACUAUCCAAAUGCUAAACUGCAGCUCUUUGGGCGGUCGUAUUCCCUUGACAGACAACAGCAGUUGCUGCUCAAUCAAGAUCUUACUGCUUACAUCGAAACCUUUGACCCUGGUGAGCUGUGCGUGUGCGCAGCAAUUCAGUGGCUACGGGACAAUAGUGUGCCCUAUUUCCGGAAGAGUAAGCUCUUCUCGGAACCUGUUGCAAAGUCAAAGAUUGUGAAGUUUGUAUUUCAGCGAAUGUGGAUCUACAGCCACCAGAUAUGUCGUCCAGAACUGAGAAAGAGGAUUUUGGAAUGUGCAAAACGACUAAGUCUGACUGGAUUUUGUCUGACAGGGAAGCCAGGUGUAAUUUGUGUGGAGGGCAAAAAAGAGCCAUGUGAGGAAUUCUGGCACACAAUCAGGUAUCCCAAUUGGAAGCAUAUUUCUUGCAAGCAUGCUGAGACUGUGCAAAUAGAAGGUAAUGAGGAUGAGUUGCACCUCUUUAAGACUUUUGAAGAAUUGCAGUUUGAGUCCAGUGGUAAUCAUAGUUACAGGCAUGAUUACCACAUGGAUCUGGGCAAGUUCUUGGAAUUCCUCAAAAAACAUCAGAGUGGACAUAUUUUUCAGAUACUGUUUGGCAUUGAAACCAAACAACAGGAAAACUAAAAAUAUGUUCACAGAGCAGCAUUUCUAAUUUUUCAAGUUAUUUCCACUAAGAAUAAAAACGAGUUUAAGUGGAAUUCAUUUUAUGUGUUAGCUGCUGCAGUAAUAAAAGCAAGUUAUUUGUUUUUUUCAUCCUUUUUUUUUUUGAGGGGGUAGAAAAGGAGGUAUGCAGUGUAGACCUGUUAUUUUUAUUAAGGAACUCUUAACGCAGCAAGUUCCUCCACAGAUACAGGUCAACAACUCAUCUGACAUUUAAUCUGAGAGGUUAUAGAACUUGCUCAUGAUCAAAAAAGCUAGUAUAUUCAUGAGACAGAAUUGAAUACUGGUCUUCCAGACUUCAAGGCCAGCCCUCUAACUAUUAGGCAGUGCUGCCUCUUAGAAAAAGUCAGCAUUAUUUAAAGGAUUGGUGACUUUCUGCCUCCUCAUACAUUUCUAGCACUAGGUUGCUUUGCUUACUGAGUACUGGGUCAUUACACACCCUCUGUAGCCUUGUUUGAUGUUCCCUUUGUAUCUGAUGUAGCACCAAACACAGUUUAUGCUAGGCGCAAUGUAGAUAUGUAGAAAUAUGUGUUAGUUGAUUCGUAUGAAUGCCAUUGUGCACCCAUGGAGACUCUAGGUCACUAGGACCGUUGUAAAUACUCAGUUUGGGAUUGUUAACAGCUUUAGGAAAUCACAACCAUCCCAGGGAAUUUGCUGCGCUCUAACCAACUGCCAGGUGGGGAAAGAACUGGGGUUCUUCAACUUUUGCAGGAGCCUUCUGAUUCAAUCUAGAUACUGUAAAGUCCCUGAAAGCAAGAGUAGGUUCUCCCCAUCUCAUCUAUCCAGGGUGUGGACCUUAGUCUGAGCACUGCUGGGUAUUCUUACUGGAAUGCUGUGAAAUUCUCCAUUAAGGGAGAUACAAAAUUAGCUCAAAGCCUGGAAAGGAAUAAAGACAAACAGAUGAACAAUAAAUAUGUUUUAAGGACGUCUGAGAAAUGCGAACCAACGCACUACAGGAUUAUGAAGAAGAAAGGGUCAUUUUCUCACAACAGUGAUCAAGGAAGGCUGUUUACAAUUGAGAUUGUAAUGGCAAAAAAAAUAAAAGGAGCAGAACUUGUAAAAAAUAAUAGGAAGUGUGGGAUAUGGGCAGAUUCUGGCAGAAUUUUAUUCCAGCUAAUUCCCUGGACUGAUUAUCUCAUUUAUUUAGAGCACGGUGCUAAUGAGCAGCCCAUUGUUGUGAGUUAAAUCCUUAAGCAAGACAUUAAGCUUCCUAACCUAUUAACAUGGCCAUAAGCUGAAAUUGUAUAUUUGGCCAGCUCUUUUGCAAGGAUAUAUCAUUUGCUAGCAGCAGUAAAUCUGUGUUAAAUAGCAUGGAUGGCUUAGCCCAGCCUUAUACCAGAAUGGUGUAGGGAAAAGAACACUGAAUUUUGAGUCAGAAGACCUUAUUUUUGAAUCCUGGGUUUUCUACUUAAUAUUGUGUUACCUUAGGCAAGUGCUUUAACUUCCCUGGGAUUCAGUUUACUCAUCUAUAAAAUUAUGUCAGGCUACCCUUCUCAGAUUAAAUUUUUUAAUGAAUAAAGUAUAAUAUAUGGAACUAUAAAAGAAAUCAACUAUAUUGAAAUAAUUAUCAAAAUAUUUUUUGAAAACAAGUUCACAGACACUUGGUUAAAAACUUCUGGGUUAGUUAUCUAGCUCAGCUAGCUGUAAAUCCUAAAAUCUUCUGACCAUUUAGGAAGAAGAGGGCUGGGGGAGAGGGAAUGCUUGUUUUAAGUGUCAUAUGUCUUUAUAUAAAAAGCUGUUCACUUUUUAUUAAACUUUCAAA
Dromiciops gliroides (monito del monte) is the source of this 2862-nucleotide messenger RNA. RefSeq names its product RWD domain containing 2A (gene RWDD2A). The record is from RefSeq and is a predicted model, not a curated record. The transcript is spliced from 3 exons. The coding region runs from base 189 to 1064 and encodes 291 amino acids. Lineage: Eukaryota; Metazoa; Chordata; Mammalia; Microbiotheria; Microbiotheriidae. Gene Ontology annotation, molecular function: protein binding.